This is a messenger RNA of Westerdykella ornata, 478 nucleotides long. RefSeq lists its product as uncharacterized. The record is from RefSeq and is a predicted model, not a curated record. Lineage: Eukaryota; Fungi; Ascomycota; Dothideomycetes; Pleosporales; Sporormiaceae. The coding region runs from base 47 to 337 and encodes 96 amino acids. The transcript is spliced from 3 exons.
AUUUGGUUUACUACACUGCCGAUAACCAACACUCAAACACACCAAUAUGCGUCUCCAACAACUCGCUCUAUACCUCACCACUUUUCUCGCAGCCUGUCAUGCCCUCCCGAACAACGCCGAAGCGCCCGAAGAGCCCGAAGCCUUCAAAAAGACCUUAGAUGCUCGAGCAGUUGGCGGAAACUGCAACUUCACCGGCGUGUGCCUUGGUCCUGUCGGCAACGAUGUCGGCGAGUGUAUUGGCGAGAGCAUGUCACGCUGUUGCCACGAGAGUUCGUUUUGCUCUCGGGCAGGCAACGCAUGUGAAAUGAGUGGCAGCAAUCCGGCCCUUUGUUCCUAAUGGAAAGGGAUUUGGAGAGCAUGUCGAGAGGCUUUCAGUGAUCCCCUCCGUGAGCAGUGGUUAUCCAACAUAACUGCUAUGACAAUCGUUUAUAUGUCGGUCGCUUCUGAUUAGUGUGGCUAGCACUAAGCUCAAUGGAUG